UUCUGGGCUGAGAGAUGAGAAACCGCGGAGCUUCCCAGCUGGGAUGUUGUGGCUAGACCGCGUUGGCUUAUCUGUACCGCUAGUGUUAGGCUCAGGAGACUGUGAGAAGCCGAGGGGGAGGUGAGGUGUGUCUGAAGCGUGUAGGCUCUGCGAUGAAGAAGAUUUUUGGCUUCAAAAGUAAGAAGGGCGAGUCGCCCUUUGGCUCCUCCACCAGCCCGCGGAGAGAGAGCGGUAAUCGGGUCAACUCCCGGCCCGAGUACCACAUCCGACACAAGGAUCUCGGGAAGGUCCACAAAGCUGCCAGCGUGGGCAACGUAGCCAAAGUGCAGCAGAUUCUGCUUGGGAAGAAUGGCUUGAACGACAGGGACAAGAUGAACAGGCUUUCCAACAAACCUGGUGUUGAUGAUUCAUGGCCUACAUCAGAUGAUGAAGACUUAGAUUUUGAUACCAAGAAUGUCCUGAAACCAAGCUUAACAAAGCUAAUGAGUGCUUCUCAGCAAUCCAAGAAAAACAUAGAAGCAAAAUGUGGCAUUGUGAGACCAGAAGAGAGAACCUUCUUUGAGCACAAUAGUUCUGAUAGUGGAAAUGAAGAUGUGGUCGAAACCUUUCCCAAACCAUCAAUCCAGGGCGUCUCUCAUCCUGCUUUCCCAUCACCUGAACCUCUCCCAAAACCUCUCAAGUCUUCAGCAGGCCUUGGUCUUACAAAGGAAGGAGCAACAAAUCCAGAAAUUGGAGAAAAAGAAAAUGAUACUGAUAUUGAAAGCGCUCCACAAGAGCAAACAGAUCAUAACAAUUUGACUUCUGUUGAUGGAGCUCAGAAGAAUAAUAGGAGUGAUAUGAUGUCAGCAUUAGGAUUAGGAGAAGAGGAAGGUAUAGAAUCGCCUUGGGAUUCUGAGAGUAUCUCUGAGAGUCUUCCACAGAAGUAUGGUGAUCAUUUAUCUGGAGCUGCAGGUCAAAGAGGAAAAAAUAUAUUAAAUGGACAAGUAGAAGAUGUGCCUUAUAUACCUUCUUGUAUGAGUGGAUCGAGAAACUUUAAGAUGACUAAACUAGAGGAUCCAAGAAAUGUAGGCAUACCAGUAGCCCACAUCGAUUCUCCUGAAAAAUAUCCUCACUUGAAGCCUGCAGUUGGAGUGAAAGAUUCUGUUCCUAAUAAAACAGUAGGAAUGAAGGAUUUACAAACAUCCAGAUCAGAUUUGUCAGCAGAACUAGACUUAGAAAUAACAUCGGAGGAAGCACAAGAAAGGCUUGAGGGAAGUGAAAAUAACCACUCACAGGUUGAAGAAGCAAAGAAGAAGCACAAAAGUAGUGAAAUGGAAGUAUCAGAAAACAUAUAUGAUGCUGAUGAUAGUGGAUUAAUUCAUCAGAGAAAGAGCAGAAAAACGAAUGACCAACAGUUUCCUACCAUGGAGAAUGAAGAUUCUGAUAGUAGCGGUCCUGGCGUGCACAUGAAGGAAGUAAAGAAAAAUGAACAUGAAACAUGGACAUCAAAAGAAUGUGUGAUUACACCAAUGUUUGAAAAGGCUGAUUCACUGAGUGGGGGUCUGCUACACAUGAAGGAUGACAGCAGUUUAAGUGGAGUAGAUCAGGAUGAUGGCAGGGCUACAAAGGAAACAUCUAAUGAAAAGAACAAGGUCAAAGAGCAAAUUAAUUCUAUGGAUGACCUUGAUGACUUAAGUCAGUCAUCUGAAACAGCUUUUGAGGAUUGCCAGAUGCUUUACUCUAAUUAUAAGAAUUCCAUGUUUCUAAUACAACAACUUGGCAUGGAGUGUAAAGCAGAUUCUGUUAGCUUAUUGAAAAUUCAGGAUGCAGUUCUUUCAUAUGAAAGAUUAAUAGAACUUAAAAAAAAUCACUGUGAACUACUUACAGGAAAAAAUAAAAAAAUGGAAAGUAAGGUUACUGGGCUACAAAAGGAGCUAUCAGAAACAAAAGAAAUGAAAUCACAGUUAGAGCAUCAAAAAGUGGAGUGGGGACAAGAGCUCUGCAGCUUGAGAUUCACCCUAAAACAAGAAGAAGAGAAGAGAAGAAAUGCUGACAUGUUAUAUGAAAAAAUUAGGGAGCAGUUAAGAAGAAAAGAAGAGCAAUACAGUAAAGAAGUUGAAAUGAAACAACAACUUGAACUCACUCUCAGAGCACUAGACAUGGAACUGAGGACAGUGAGAAAUAAUCUGAAUCAGGUUGUAGAAGAGCGAAAUGACGCUCAGAGGCAGCUUUCUCGAGAGCAGAAUGCCAGAAUUUUACAAGAUGGAAUCCUGACCAGUCACCUUGCCAAACAAAAGGAGAUAGAAAUGACUAAUAAGGAAAUGAAUUCUCAGGUGUCCGAUAGUCCUGAAAAAGAAAAAGAUCUGUUACAUAAAAACCACAUGUUGCAGGAUGAAGUUGCCAUGCUAAGACUGGAAAUAGACACAAUAAAAUGUCAGAACCAGGAAAAGGAAAAGAAAUAUUUUGAGGACAUUGAAAUUGUAAAAGAAAAGAAUGAUGAUCUUCAAAAGACAAUAAAACUGAAUGAGGAAACAUUAACAAAGACAAUAUUCCAAUAUACUGGACAGCUUAAUGUUCUGACAGCUGAGAAUACAAUGCUAAACUCUAAGCUGGAGAAUGAAAAGCAAAGCAAAGAAAGACUGGAAACAGAAGUGGAAUCCUACCGUUCUAGACUGGCUGCUGCCAUACAUGAUCACCAUCAAAGUCAGACAUCAAAAAGAGACCUGGAACUUGCCUUCCAGAGAGCAAGAGAUGAGUGGUUACGCUUGCAGGACAAAAUGAAUUUUGAUGUGUCUAACCUGAAUGAUAACAAUGAGAUGCUUUCCCAGCAACUUUCUAAAGCUGAAAGUAAAUUCAGCAGCCUAGAAACCAAGCUCCAUCACACGAGGGAUGCUCUCAGAGAAAAGACUUUGGUGUUAGAACGUGUACAGAGAGACCUAAGCCAAGCACAGUGUCAAAAGAAGGAACUUGAACACAUGUAUCAAAGCGAACAAGGCAAAGUGAAUAAAUACAUUGGAAAGCAGGAAUCCUUAGAAGAGAGAUUAUCUCAACUCCAGAGUGAAAACAUGUUGCUCAGACAGCAACUGGAUGAUGCGCAAAUCAAAGCCGACAGUAGAGAGAAGACAGUAAUUAACAUCCAAGACCAGUUUCAGGAGAUUGUGAAAAAACUUCAAGCUGAAAGUGAAAAACAAGGUCUGAUGCUGGAGGAAAGGAACAAGGAGUUAAUCAAUGAAUGUAAUCAUUUAAAAGAGAGAAUGUAUCAGUAUGAAAAUGAGAAAACAGAAAGAGAAGCACUUGUGAGACAACUUCAACAAGAACUGGCUGAUACCCUAAAAAAGCAAUCUAUGUCAGAGGCUUCACUGGAGGUCACGUCACGUUAUCGUACUAAUUUAGAAGAUGAGGCACAGGAUUUAAAGAAAAAAUUACGUCAAGUCACAAGUCAGUUGCAAGAAGCACAGGAUCGACGUACAGAGGCCAUGAGAUGUGCUGAGAAGACGCAGGAUCACAUCCAAAAGCUUGAAAUUGAAAAUGCCGAGUUAAAAGCUACAGUCAAAAAGCAAGUGGACAAAAUUGAAGAGCUUCAGAAAAACCUGUUAAGUACAAGUUCAGGUGAAAAGGAGCAAUUAAAGGAAUAUAUUGAGUUAAAACAGUCUCUGGAAUAUAGUUUGGAUCAAGAAAUGAAGAAAAAUAGUGAAUUAGAAAAAGAGAUUACUGGACUUAAGACACUCUUAAAAAUGCCAAGAAGGAAGUUAAAUGAAUAUGAAAAUGGAGAGCUUAGUUUCCAUGGAGAUUUAAAAACCAGUCAAAGUGAAAUGGAUAUUCAGAUUAAUAUGCUAAAACAUAAGAUUGAUGACCUUACAGCAGAACUGGAAACUGCAUCUUCAAAAUGUCUACAUCUGGGUACAAAAAAUCAAGUUCUUCAACAGGAGUUAUUAUCUAUAAAAGUAAUGCAAAAGAAAUGUGAAAAACUAGAGAAGAAUAAAAAGAAGUUGGAACAAGAAGUAGUGAACCUCAGAAGUCAUAUAGAAAUGAAUAUGAUAGAACACAGUCAAGUAGAGCAGUAUAAACGGGAGGUUGAAGAAAGAGCAAGACAGGAUAUAAUAGAAAAAUUAAAAGACGUCAACCUAUUUUUACAGACACAGGCAGCAUCUCAAGAAAACUUAGAGCAGUUAAGAGAGAAUAAUAAUGCUUCAAUAAGAAGUCAAAUGGAACUCAGAAUUAAAGAUCUGGAAUCUGAACUCUCCAAAGUGAAAACUUUUCAAGAAGAUUCUACUAAAGCAGAGUUGGAAAAAUAUAAGCAACUCUACCUCGAAGAACUAAAAGUUAGAAAGUCAUUGGCAAAUAAACUAAACAAGACUAAUGAGAGGCUGGCAGAGAUCAGUACCAAACUACUGGUGGAGAAACAGCAGAACAGACCUUUACUCAGCACUCUUACUACGAGGCCAGUCCUGAAGCCACCUUGUGUAGGAAAUAUUAAUAAUAGUUUAGUGCUCAGUAGAUAUCUUACUCCAGGAGAAAACUUAGAGAUUUCUACCUCAAGUUCACGCCCUUCACGUGAGAGCAUGGAGAUGUACUUGACCAAGAUGCGGCAGGAGUUGCAAAAUGCUAUAACUAGAGAACUAGAAAAAGAUGCUGCUGAAUGUGAAUCUGGAUCCUAUAGCGCUUCUCCUCUAGGAGCUACUGAUGAGUCAAAUCUAAAUCAAGAUCUAGUUUGGAAAGCAUCACGAGAAUAUGUACAGAUUUUGAAGAAAAAUUAUAUGAUCUAAAAGAUAAAUAGUAAAAGUUUCCCUACUGGGUUGUUUGCAUAACAUUUUAGUUGUUUCCCAUUAAACAUGACGUGAAAAUCUUGAUUAAAGGAAAAUAUUUUUGUAUUAUAUGUGUAUGAUGAA
Messenger RNA from Mesoplodon densirostris (Blainville's beaked whale), 4868 nucleotides. It is a transcript of the gene ANKRD26, whose product is annotated as ankyrin repeat domain containing 26. NCBI's taxonomy places the organism in Eukaryota, Metazoa, Chordata, Mammalia, Artiodactyla, Ziphiidae. The coding region runs from base 153 to 4745 and encodes 1530 amino acids. The transcript is spliced from 29 exons. The record is from RefSeq and is a predicted model, not a curated record.